AUGGCAAGGAACAAAAAAUCAGUCUGUAUUGAUUUGAAGACAGAGAAGGGCCGCAAACUUGUCAAACGCUUGGCCGAAAAAUCAGAUGUUCUUAUCGAGAAUUUCAAACCUGGAACAAUGGAAAAAUGGGGUUUAGGGCCAGAGGAUAUAUAUCCUUCCAACCCUAAACUGAUUUAUACUCGCAUCUCUGGCUAUGGCCAGACUGGGCCUUACUCAAAACGACCAGGAUACGCUUCAGUGUGUGAAGGUAUGGGUGGGUUUAGAUUCAUCAAUGGACAUCCAGGACAACCUCCUGUAAGGCCCAAUAUGAGCUUGGGGGAUUCCUUGGCUGGCUUGCAUGCUACCCUUGGUGUACUGUUGUCGUUGGUAGCCAAAAACAAGCUUAGUCAGAAUCAAGCUGAGAGAACUGGACAGGUCGUUGAUGUAGCCAUUUACGAAAGUAUGCUCAAUAUGAUGGAAAGCGUUGUUCCUGAAUACGAUCGAUUUAAUCAGAUCCGUCAACCAUCUGGAACUACAUUGACUGGUAUCGUCCCUACAAAUACGUAUCCUUGUAAAGAUGGAAAGCAUGUUAUCAUUGGUGGAAAUGGAGAUAGUAUCUAUGUUCGACUCAUGAAUGCCAUUGGAAGAAGUGACCUUACUGGUGAAAAGUACAAGGUGAACUCGGAUAGAGUCAAGGAGCAAGAAGCUAUUGAUGGUGCCAUCUCUGCUUGGACAUCCGAGCGCACUACGGAUGAAGUGCUUGAUGUAUUAGAAAAAGUGUCUGUGCCCGCAGGAAAGAUUUAUGAUGCCAAGGAUAUAGUGGAGGAUGGCCAUAUCAAUGCAAGAGGCAUGAUUGAGAAUAUUACAGUAGGAACCAAAGAAGAUGGCAGAGGAUGGAAUUUGAAGGUUCCUGGAAUGUCGCCUGUCCUCGGUACAACUCCUGGUUCAACCGAAUGGGCUGGUCCUGACUUGGGCGCGCAUACAACCGAAGUUUUGAAGGAUAUCUUGGGCUUGUCUAGCCUAGAAAUUGAUGAACUGAAUGAGAAUGGAAUUACAAAGCUAAACAAUAAAAAAGCUUAA
Molecule: messenger RNA, 1059 nt
Organism: Mucor velutinosus
Lineage: Eukaryota; Fungi; Mucoromycota; Mucoromycetes; Mucorales; Mucoraceae
Exons: 8
Coding region: 1-1059 (352 amino acids)
Molecular function (GO): catalytic activity
Source: RefSeq, a predicted model, not a curated record